Molecule: messenger RNA, 1068 nt
Organism: Tigriopus californicus
Lineage: Eukaryota; Metazoa; Arthropoda; Copepoda; Harpacticoida; Harpacticidae
Product: G protein alpha q subunit-like
Biological process (GO): adenylate cyclase-modulating G protein-coupled receptor signaling pathway
Cellular component (GO): heterotrimeric G-protein complex
Molecular function (GO): GTPase activity; G protein-coupled receptor binding; guanyl nucleotide binding
Source: RefSeq, a predicted model, not a curated record
AACUCCGGGACGAGAGAAAACGCCGUGAACGUGAGCAUCGCAUUCUUCUGCUUGGGUGUGGUGAAGCUGGGAAAUCGACAUUUAUCAAGCAAAUGAGAAUCCUCCACUCUCAAGGGUUCACAGAGGAAGAAAAGAUUCAGAUCAAAGAUGAUAUCGCCUCCAACAUUAUCGAAGCCAUUCAGACGCUAAUCCAGAACGCCAUCAAUGACAGCUCAAUCGAAGAGGAUGUGAAAUUGAUCGAAAGUCUACCGCCCCGUCCCAAACCCGGACAAGUGCUCCGCUAUGUGGAUAUCAUUGAUCGCUUGUGGAAGCACGAAGCCAUUCAGAAUGCCUACGAGCGUCGAAAUGAAUUCCAAUUGGUGGAGUGUGCCAAGUAUUUCUUGAGUCGUGUCGGACAAGUUCUUCAACCCGAGUAUAUGCCCUCCAAUCAGGAUAUUGUGCAGACCCGAGUCAAGACCACAGGGAUCAUUGAGCAUGAUUUUCUUAUUAUGUCCAAAGGCGAAAAGCCCAGAAAGCUCAUUUUGAUUGAUGUCGGAGGCCAGCGAAGUGAGCGCAAGAAAUGGAUCCAUUGCUUUGAGAACGUGAUGUUACUUAUUUUUCUCACGGCCGUGAGCGAGUUUGAUCAGGUUUUGGAUGAAGAUGAAUGUACAAAUCGCAUUCAAGAGAGCCUCCGUCUAUUCCAGACCAUUCUAGAAUACAAUUGGUUUCUUAAUACGACGGUCAUCUUGUUCCUGAACAAAAAGGAUCUGCUCGAAGAGAAAAUCAAACGGAAGGAGAUCAAGGCGUAUUUUCCCGAGUUCGAAGGACCCGAACAUGAUUAUAACGCGGCAAUUGAGUUCUUCUCGGAUAAGUUUCGCUCCAUGAAUCGUUUCCCCAAAGACAGAGACAUUUACAUCCAUCCGACUGAUGCCACAGACAAGGAAAAUAUCAAGGUUGUCGACGUGAUUGUUCAAGAAAUCAUUAUGAAAACUAUCCUUAUGGACACCAUGGUCAAUUAGUGCUCAAUGAGCGCAUAAUGAUUAUUGAUCCUUUGUCAUCCUUUGCAUGAACAUAAACGGUUCUUUCUGA